Molecule: messenger RNA, 2838 nt
Organism: Vitis riparia (riverbank grape)
Lineage: Eukaryota; Viridiplantae; Streptophyta; Magnoliopsida; Vitales; Vitaceae
Product: pentatricopeptide repeat-containing protein At2g01510, mitochondrial
Exons: 1
Coding region: 112-1944 (610 amino acids)
Biological process (GO): RNA modification
Molecular function (GO): RNA binding; zinc ion binding; protein binding
Source: RefSeq, a predicted model, not a curated record
AUGAAAUUAUGAUACAGAAGUAGAACGAGGAGAAAUCUGAAAAUUUGCAUUAACACAUCGGAAAUAGAAAUACACAGUCGUUUGAAAUUUUCCGAAGCCUGUGGAGGAAGCAUGCUAUCCAGAGAGCGAUCCACCAAGGUCUUCCGCUUGGCACUCAAUUUCUCAAAUCUUCUUCACGCUCAUGGUUCCUCCACUGGCCAAUCACUGCCCAUUACCAAACAAGCCUUGACAACCCUCCUGCAAUCAUGUUCUUCACACCCAAGCCUCCUCAAACAACUCCAUGCUCUCCUCCUCACAACAGGCCUUUCCAUCAAGAACGCCCUCAUCACCCAGCUUCUUACCUCCCUGACUCUCUUAGGGGAUAUGUCAUACGCUCGUCAACUGUUCGACGAAAUGCACAAGCCAAGGCCCUUUUUGUGGAACACCAUCAUGAAAGGGUACGUGAAAAAUGGCAUUCCCGAUAAGGCAGUCUCGGUUUACGGGAAAAUGCGUCAUCUUGGUGUUCGUCCCGACCCCUUUACGUUUCCUUUUGUGAUCAAGGCCUGUGCUGAACUGGCCGAAUUGUGGGCAGGUUUGGGUAUGCAUGGCCAUGUUGUGAAACAUGGAUUGGAGUUUGUUGCUGCUGUGAGGACUGAAUUGAUGAUAAUGUAUGUUAAAUUCGGGGAGUUGGGUUGUGCUGAGUUCUUGUUUGGGAGUAUGGUUGAGAGAGAUUUGGUAGCUUGGAAUGCUUUGAUUGCUGUGUGCGUGCAAACUGGAUUUUCCAGCAAGGCUCUCCAGUCGUUUCGGGAAAUGGGCAUGGCCGGAAUAAAGCCUGAUUCUGUAACUAUUGUGAGUGCUCUUUCGGCUUGUGGUCAUUUGGGGUGUUUAGAAACUGGUGAGGAGAUUUAUGAGUUUGCUAGAGAAGAAGGGAUUGAUAGCAAUAUAAUUGUUCAUAAUGCAAGGCUUGACAUGUACGCAAAAUGUGGGGACAUAGAUAAGGCCAUGAAUCUAUUUGAUGAGAUGCCUCAAAGGAAUGUAAUUUCUUGGAGCACUGUGAUUGGAGGGUACGCAAUUAAUGGGGAGAGUGAGAAAGCAUUGGCUUUAUUCUCUAGGAUGAAGAAUCAAGGAGUACAACCAAACUAUGUCACCUUUCUUGCCGUUCUAUCUGCUUGCAGUCACACUGGACGAGUGAAUGAAGGGUGGCAAUAUUUUAAUUUCAUGGCUCAAUCAGAUGAUAAAAAUAUCCAACCUAGAAAAGAGCACUAUGCUUGCAUGGUUGAUCUUCUUGGCCGGUCAGGACAUCUUGAAGAGGCUUAUAACUUCAUUAAAACUAUGCCCAUUGAGGCAGACCCAGGAAUUUGGGGUGCUUUAUUGGGGGCCUGUGCUAUUCAUCAGAAUAUCAAAUUGGGUCAGCAUGUGGCUGAUUUACUCUUUGAAUUAGCUCCUGAGAUCGCCUCAUAUCAUGUUUUAUUGUCCAACAUGUACGCUGCAGCUGGUAGGUGGCAUUGUGUUGAGAAGGUGAGGCAGAGAAUGAAAAAGAAAGGGGCAAGAAAAGUAGCUGCUUACAGCUCAGUCGAAUUUAAUGGUGAAAUUCAUAUCUUAUAUGGGGGAGACAAGUCACACCCACAGUCAGCAAGUAUAUUGGCGAAAUUAGAGGAUUUACUUAAACAGAUGAAGAGUAUGGGUUACAUUCCAGAGACUGAUUCUGUAUUCCAUGAUGUGGAGGAUGAGGAAAAGGAAUCCACACUCAGCACUCACAGUGAAAAGCUUGCCAUCGCAUUUAGUCUUAUCAAUGGAAGUCCCAAGUUCCCCAUUAGAGUAAUGAAAAAUUUGAGAAUUUGUGGUGAUUGUCAUACUUUCUGCAAACUUGUUUCCAGAAUUACAAUGAGAGAGAUCAUCAUGAGAGAUAAGAACCGAUUUCAUCAUUUUAAAAAUGGCAUUUGUUCAUGCAGGGAUUUCUGGUGAUUCCAAGGGAUAAAAAAUACUUUGAAGCGGGCCCAAAAUUCAAAGCAUAUUGGAUAAUCGUUUCUCUAAAUUGCAAGGAGAGGUGUAAGAGGAACUAAAAAGAAGAAAUUAAUCUGGUAUGGCUGAAGGCUAGCUCAGUUCUUGAACUCCCAUUGAAAUAGAAAACAGUGUUCUUAUAAGCUAUAUGAGCCUUCUGAUUGAGCAGAUUCUUCAGGCAGUGGAAAUCUAUAUCCCCUGGAUGAGGACCAGCAAUUAGAUCUUCCAUUAAGUUUAUAAAUGGAUAGUGGAAAUCUAUAAGCCUUGGACAAGGACCAUCAUUUUGAUUCCUCUGCACGGCCUGGAUGGCAAGCUAACAAAGGCAGAGACUAACUGAUUCACUUUAUAUUAAGUUAAAACUAUUAUCUUGCUUUAUUUUUGCAUCUUACAUCAAGCUAGAGGAUGCAGUUGUCCAUCUCAUAUGCGUUGAUAUCAGGCAUGAAGUGGCAAGCUUCUUGUCAAGAUUUUUAGGCACCCAUAAUCGAUCUCAGAUAUUCUUUUUACAACACAUUCUUCUACUCAGUAUAAUUUUGCUUUUUAAUAAGAAGCACUAAAUUAUGCUUUGAAGCUGUGGAGCAUGGUUACUCCCCAUGCCAAAGGUUCGGACAAAGAGCAUGAACCACCUGCUUCUAUUGUAAUAGAUUUCUUCCCCACCGAAUGUAGUAGGAAUUUCCAAUAUUAAUGCAAUCCAACCGGGCAAACAGUACUGGAUUAAACAGGUCAUUCCCUUUAUCCACAACCUCCUAGUUUUCAUUUAGAGAGAUCUGUCAUCCAUGAAUGACAAAAUGUCAAUAUUGAGUAUUAAAUUCCAUUAAUCUCUCAAUUUGAAGUGCUCUACUCAGUUUCCUGUGGUUGUAA